AUGCCAUUCGUAGACAUGUUCGAUCUCUACAAUGCGCCUGAUGCUCUUGCGAGCAAGAAAAAGGUGAGCAGCAGCAUCACAGGGAGUGUAGCAAAGAGCUUCAUUGAGGAUCCUCCAGCAGCUGGUCCUUCGAAAGAUACAACACCAACUCCAUCUCCCCUCGAGCAGCCAUCUCCGCCUGCACCAGUCGGGUGGACCCCUCAUCCACCAGCUCCUGUCGAUCAGACCCAACCAGCUGCCCCUGCUCAAACAGGGGAUGACUUAUCGAGCCACGCUUUAAGGUGGCUAUGCUCGGGGGUCAUUACUGAGCAAUCCAAGGCGUCCGAGCAACGACACACUGAGGAGAUUAAGGUAGUUGAAGCGAAAUAUAAAGAGCAGCUUGAGGCAGCUCAGAAGGCUAAUGCGGCAUUGCUUGAGGGGAAAAAUAAAAUGGCUGAGGAGAUGAAGGAGAAACAGGCUGCUCUAGACAAAGCUCUCGAGGCUAAGGUGAAGUACAAAGAUUCUCACCUUAUCAAUUUUCGCGAAGCCAAAAAGCUCGAGGUAGACCUGAUCGAGAGCAGGCAAGAGUUUGAUAAGUUGGAGGCUCGCAUCAAGGAUCUCGAAAAAGCCAACGCCAGAAAUCUGGAGAGAUACAAGGGCACCACGUCCAAGUGUUUCUAUGAUUUUUGGAAACACAAUCAAGGGGCCAAUUUCAGCUAUCUCUCUGAGCGCAUGAGGCAAACAGAAAUAGCCCGGUGCAUUGCUCGCUUGGAAGAAGAAGAGAGAGCGAAAACCCCAGCCUCGCCCGAGAUCUCCUUGGCCAUUGGCAUUGAAGGUGUGGAUAAUGAAUUUGAAGCUGCAGUCGACCAAGAAAAUCCACAAGACCCUCCUGCCUCAUGA
This is a messenger RNA of Humulus lupulus (European hop), 879 nucleotides long. RefSeq lists its product as uncharacterized. The transcript is spliced from 2 exons. NCBI's taxonomy places the organism in Eukaryota, Viridiplantae, Streptophyta, Magnoliopsida, Rosales, Cannabaceae. Bases 1 to 879 code for a protein of 292 amino acids. The record is from RefSeq and is a predicted model, not a curated record.